Molecule: messenger RNA, 5734 nt
Organism: Acanthoscelides obtectus
Lineage: Eukaryota; Metazoa; Arthropoda; Insecta; Coleoptera; Chrysomelidae
Source: the annotation of a GenBank genome assembly
GCUUCAUUAACAUUUGUGUAGUCUAUUGGGUCUCUAGGUCGUGCCUAAGAUUGACAAUGGUUGCAAAACUCCAGCUGAACCUCGCCCUGUGCGCCUUCCUGCUGUGGCUCCACUGCGAAGGCGUGUCUUCCGAACUCUUGCGUCCAACCGUAUCUCGUAGCGAAGCGCGCAAGAUCUGCGUGGAGCUAUGCUCUUCAGGGUUGGGCGGUCACUCCUGCGGCGACGACUGCGUCGAUCUCACUCCUGCAGAUCUGCCCGUUGCAGGAGCGGCGGCAGGAGCGGCUCCCCCAUCAGGAGCCGCCGAAAACAACGAGACGCGGGUGCGAGAUGAGGUCUGCGACAUGCUGUGCCUCAACGGCCUUGGCAAGCCGCUCUGCAAAUGUCCCGGAGGCAAUUGGAGAGAUGACCAGCACAGGCCAAACUUCAUACAGAUUUGCAGUUUUUAUUGCCUCCACUACAACUACCAACUGAACGGGUGUCAAUCCUGCGAGGCAUAUGCUACCGCUUCGGAGUUCUCUAAGCAGUCGUUGGUCCUGGAAAGCGACCCUAAAGUCAACUGGCCUGCAUGGUGUGUCAGAAAAUGUCAUGCGGGAGACGGUGGGGCAGCUUGCGAAUGCGACCUGCUGCCUAUGGGGCUCAUCACCAAAAAAUAAAUCCUACCGUGGGCGUCCAUACUAGGAGGCAAGAGAGCGUUUAUUGAACUAGUGGGGGUGUCUUUUUUUACUCCUCAAAGCAUCUUAAUAAUUCAAAAUAAUUUUUGCUCCCACCGCUUUAAACGGGUGAUCCAAAACUGCCCCCCUCUGCUUUUUGCUAUAUGGGCGGCCAUGAAUCAUUUAUCUACUUGUUAUGAUGUUCCUUUUGUCAAUUGCUUUGGAUGGGUUAUUUUAUUGUUGAAUGACAAUUCUGUUUUUAUGUAGGAAGACAUUUAUAUACGUUCCUCGGGGAUUGAGUUUCUUCUGAAGAAUGGUCUGUCCUUCGAUUUUAAAUAGUACCUAACGCUUCUCUGUGGAACGUUCAACGAACUAUUUGGCAUUUGCUUUUCAUAGUAGGUUGUUACAGUUGUCAUCACAAGAUUCCAAAAAUUGGAAGAUUUUCCACAAUUUCCAAAUUAUCUAAUCUACAGAAAUCUUCUAAAUGUUUGUGAUUUGAAAAUUCUAAAUAUUUUGAAAAUUCUGAAUAUUCUGAAAAGACCCCGCACAAAAUCGAAAAUGAGUCUCAGUUGAUUAGUCUAAAAAUUGAGGAUGAUAUAAUUGUCUCGCAUUACUGACCAAAGGUUCUCAUGAGACCAAAGCAACCCUAUAAUUAGUUUCUGAGAAAUAAAUGGAGGAAGUUUGCCUCAUUUGAAACAAUGGCGUUUUAAUGGAACACUUCUUUAACAAACUGAUUCUUUUUUUGCAAGCCAGGCAAACUUAAUCCCCCUACUCCUGAGAAACUAAUCAUGGGAUUGCUUUGGUCCUAUGAGAAAGGAGAGAGAUAUGUCGUACUGAAUUUUUUGAUAAAUCGAAUGGUACCCAUUUUCAAUAUGUUUUGCAGGCGGCCCUUUGAAAGUCUUGACAAGUCUUCAAAUUUUUGAAACUGAAAAUAUUGAUAACUUCCAAAGUUUUGAAAACCGUGACUAAUCUGUUAAUUUUGAAAAUUAUGAAAAUGUUAUGAGCUUUCCCAGUUUUUAAAAAAAAAAUCUUUUUCAAAGCUGGAAAUUUUAAAAGUUUUGAAUUUUUCGAAAAUCUCAGAAAUAUUGAGUAUGUAUUUUGGAAAAUCGAAAAAUUGUGAAAAUUUUGGUAGUUUUGAAAAUGUCGAAAAUUGUGAUUUCGAAAAAUUUUACAAUUCCUCAAACGGUACUCAAUCCUCAACCAACGUCUACGAACGUGACAGGCUGUUAUCUACAGUCGCCUCCUGAUGACAAAUAAUGAGUGUCACAGUAACGGACGCUUAAGGGAGUAUUAGUCACUUAAAUGUAAUUCUGGCAUUUCCAACUGUCACUUGAAGGAUUUUUUUGCAAUUUUGUGGAUAAUAUCCAGAUUUUGCUUUUAGGUGCUUGGUCGUAUGUUACGUGCUAAAUUAUUUUUAAAGUCUCACUCAAGUGUGACCUAAGAGACACUCACCUCUGAAGGGGGGAUGCUUUUACCUGCGAAAUGUAUAAUUUGUGUGAAAUUAUGUACAAUGUUGUCUCCUGAUUAGCAUUUAAGGUCCUAUGCGAGAUAUCACACGAAUCAGCUUAGGAUUGUUUGAAACUCAAAUAUUUCACAACAUCAAAUAUUCUUGAGAGCUACGCCUUAAGUAAAACUCACACCCUCACUUAGGUGGUGUCUAUAAAUAUGAGCCUAACAUUUCAUUAUACUUUGCUGCUAUGGCCCAGGUGUCGUUAGGCAUUCAUGAUUACAGUAUACUUAAACGAAUUGAAUCAUGACUUUACAAUUUACGUAUAUUGUAAACUAAAAAUCAUUGAAUAUCGCUGUCAAAACAUAUCAUGAGAAAAUUGCAGCUAAAUUGUGCUAAGUGACUUCAACUUUAUAGAAAAUAAUUCGAGUCAAUAUUACUCCGGCAGAAAGUACACUCAAAAAUAACACUUACCGAGAUACAUGAUGUUGAAGUUACGAUUUUGAAAUCCAUAAUAUACAGGGUUUGUAGUUUAUGUACUGUCCAUAAAUCCCUUAUUACGCAAGAUAUCUAAAGAAGUUGAUUACAAAAGUUGUAGACUACUUAUUUAGGAAACAUUUUUAUCUCUACAGGAUGAUUCUAACUGUGGUGACCCAGGCAUCCAUUUUUUUUUAACAAGACAAAACAAUUUGAUAUAACAUGCUAUAGGGUUUUAUUUUCAAGUAGUUGAGAUAUUGAACAAACUAUCGAAAAAACACUUAACUUUAUAAAGUUUUUGAAGGCUCUCAUGACUGGAUUUUGAGUUACAGCCUUUUGUAUAUCAGAUGUCAGGGAAAAUGAAAAAUACUACAGUACCUUUACUCAAUUAAUAAUAGCAUUUAUUUAAUUUAAUAACAGAUUUUAUUUAAUAACGGAAGAUCUUUAGAGUUGGUGUAAAAAAUAAAAAAUAAAGUUGAACUGAUGACUCAACAACCCUCUAAUCGUAAUAUCUAGUGUAUAGUGUAUGUUUCGGAGGCUUUUAUCAAUAUCCAUGAAAUAAGUACACAAGAUGUAUACAAAUCUCAUUUGCGCCCCGUCAAAAAAAAGCAGCAGAGCGCGAAGUUCAAACUCGCGCGAGUCUAUUGCCAGCGGGUCCUAAAUGCCUGGGCAGGCAACGACAAUCGAAAAGAAGCGACGAUCGACUGCUUACUUCUACGUACAAGGCGUAAAUGAGGUAUGGAAUAUGCUGUAGGUACCUGGAUUAUGACCCAGUGCUACUUCAUAUAGGGCAUUAUCCAAACGAAUAUUUGUUGUUACUGCGCCAAAAUUACUUAUUCUCAAGUAGCAAAUGUUUUUUCUAAGACUCAAUGUAAACCUAAUAGUUAUUUUGGUAUUUGUCAUAUUUCAAGCAUCACUGAGUCAAAAUAUACAUAAAUGGAUUCACAACGCCAUUUAUUAAAUACGAGGGCGGUUCAGAUAUGAUCGAGACAAAUGCUGUAGAUGGCGUGCAUGUAUGUCUUGAAGGUCGUGGCUUGAGUAUAUGAUAGCUGCGUCCCUUACGAAUUUAUAUUGUCAUUCGUUUUUUAGUGUGGGAAGGCAAUAAAAACACGGAAACUUUUCUGCGUUUGCAAAAUCAGUUCUGUAGUGAGUGUCUGAGUAGGGCUGCUGUGUUUAAAUGGGCCAUAGCAUUCAAGGAUGGCCGCGAAACCAUCGAGAAUGAGCUGCAUGAUCGUCGACCGCGAACCAGCAUCACACCAGACAGCUUUCGCCGUGCUGUACGUCGACUUCCUGAGCACCCAACGUUCCACCAAUGCUGCAUACUACUCUAACCUUCUAAAAACAUAGGUGAAACCCGCUUAUCGCUUGAAAUGGAGAAGCAUUCCAGCAAGAAGUGCGAUUCUUCCCCAGCGCCCUUAUGCUGGGCGUCUCAGGCUCGAUACAAUAUCGAAAUUGGGGUCGGAGGUACUGCAACACCCCCCUACAGUCCGGACUUAUCACCCUGCGACUACUACAUGUUUGGAUCACUGACAGAAGCCCUCGGAGGUCAAAGGUCAAGGAUUCGACAACGACGACGAGGUAGAAGAGUUCGUGCGCACAUGACUGUCCGAGAUGCCCAAGGAAUUAUUCAAUACCGGCAUUAAAAAGCUCCCGGAAAGGUGGAAAAAAUGCGUAACUAGUGAGGGAACGUCCCUAGAAAAACUGUAAAUUUUUGUAAAAUUUUUCGAUAGUAAAUAAACGUGUCAGACCAUUUGUCUCGAUAAUAUUUGAACCACCCUCGUACAAUUGCUUGCUUCAGUUUAUUUAUGACAGUCUAAGAACCGUUCUGGAACGAUCAAACUCUUGCACAUUAAGGAAAAAUUGUGAGAGUUAUCGUAACAGUUUUGGGAGCGUUGUAAAACAGCUUUGUUACGGUGAAUUCGGCGCAUGCGUAUGAAAGCGCAACAAAUGAUAAUCGAACGAGUCUGGUACGGUCUGGUACGAUAACAGACCUCAAAGUUGGAACAAUACAUAUGUUUGGGUUUGCUCAAGCACCCUAAAUUAUGAAAUAUUAUUUUUGUUUUUGAAAUUGAUGAAUGUUUGGUAACGUAUGUAUUAUCUGUAAUAAAUAUGUAUAGGUACAGCGCUGGAGUAAAGCGUACUCAUUUUUAGAUUUCUAUGUGCACGAGACAGACAGAGAGAGAGAGAGAUAAACUGACGAAUAAUGUUAGGAAGAGUGCGCCAAAUAAGCGUCGUCACCAGUUCGCCUGGCAAUGACAGUGCAUAGCUAUAUGAGUCUAAAUAGGAAAACGACUUUGAUCAGCACUGUAUAUCCAAUUUCUAAAGACCGUUAUCAAACAAUAAUCAAUUUGUUGCGAGUAAUUGAUGCGUUAUAAUACAGGCCUGUGGGCUAGUAUCUUUAAACAAUAGGUAUUCAGAUAGAUUGGGAUACUGACCUAAGUGCAUUUUUAUUUCAUGUCCAUUUUAUAGACAGCAAAUUCUUAAUUUUCUGGGUAGGUAACACAGGAAAACAGUAUUUCCAAGACCUCAAUUUAUAAUUUUGUAAAUAAUGACGUAUUAUGAAUUAGUGAAUGAAAACAUUUCAAACCUUCAACAUUGUAAGUAUGUAAUAUGACGUUGUUCCUACUUAUGGUCAAUAUUUUUUGUUAGCCUAUAUUGUUCUUUUUAUUCGUGAUCUCGCAUGUAAAAAAUGCAUAUUGCUAUAGUCCUAAUAGUAAGAAUUUCCUUUUAAAAUUAUUUUUAUGUUUACGUUUACACCACUGUUGUGUAAGGACAAUAACUAUUUAGGAAAAAAUGUAAAAUUGUAAGACCCUAUUCUACCUAUUAGCACUAAUAGCUAUCCAAGUGAUCUGCAUGUUUUGUAAUUUAUCGAAGCUUGGGUCAAACUUUUAAUACAUCUUGACAUUUCGGAUACGUCCAGCAGGCUUUUUGACAUAAAAAUAUCAACCCAAAGGUGCCAGCUUUGCCAAGCAAUUUGUUUAGAUCACUUGAAUACCCUGACAAUACGACGCAUCUUAUAUUUUCUCGGCUUCCACAAAACAGAAAUGGUUCUGCGAAAUAUCCAUAGAUAUGUUUCUUUAUUAGUUGAACAUAAACUUGAAUCGCAAAAUUUGUUUAUACAUACUGUACAGUUGUCUAAAUAAAUAAAUGUAUUGAAAAC